This is a messenger RNA of Sinocyclocheilus grahami, 2507 nucleotides long. RefSeq names its product zinc finger protein ZFMSA12A-like. Bases 42 to 1628 code for a protein of 528 amino acids. The transcript has 4 exons. The record is from RefSeq and is a predicted model, not a curated record. NCBI's taxonomy places the organism in Eukaryota, Metazoa, Chordata, Actinopteri, Cypriniformes, Cyprinidae.
ACUCGGUUUGUAAAUCACACAACUUGCUAUCCUUGCUGCAGAUGGAUGUUUGUGGGACUUUGGAUAAAAAUGUUCUUCCAUCAAUAGUGGAGGAUCGAAUAGUGUCAUCUUUGUCAUUGCCGCCUGUUGGUGACUCAAUCAUUAUAAAUCAACACAACAAUGAUGACACGUUACUGCCUAUUGAUUCUGAAAACCUGCCAAACCAACAACAUGGUGUCGACAAGGAAACUGUGACAGGUGAUCCAAACAUCCAGAAUGUGGGAUCCAGCUUCAGCAGUGAGUCCUCAGAGUCCUCUAGAGACAGUGAUGGAGAAAAAGAAACAAACUCUAAUGUCGAUGAGUUGCAACGGACUAACUCAGAAGAGCCAAGUGUGCCGUCAUCCACCGAUGAUGCUCAUAGAGGUGAUUUAAUUUUUCAGACAGCUGUGCCUCUCCAAAUGCCCUCUCUUGACACCUUCCCAAACACACCUUCCAAAGGCUUCCACUAUGCAGGCAGGACUGUACAUAAAUGUCAGCAGUGUACAAAAUACUUCAUCUAUCGCUCUGAUCUUGUCAAGCACCAGGAAAUUCACACCCAAGCGGGGACCCAUGAGUGUCCUCAGUGUGGGCAGGUUUUUGACGAUUCAGCGCAGCUGGUGUCACACAGGAGCACCAACUGCAAUUCCAGAGUUUUUAAGUGCAUCAAAUGCACAGCCCACUUUAGAUCCCUCAGGACCCUAUACAGGCACAACCGAGUGCACAAAGAGAAGAAAACCACACAUAAGUGCCCUGAAUGUGGACGGCUGUUCACUAGUCUGUCCCGAUUAGUCGGUCACCGGCGAACUCACCGAACUCCCACUGUUAAAAGGAACUACACCUGUAAACAAUGCAACGAGACUUUCGGGUCGUACCGAGCCAGUGUAAUCCACCAGAAGAUUCACAAAGUUAAAGACGUCCGCCUUUCUAAACCGGAACAGCAGCCAGGAAAGUGUCGUUUUUGUGACUUGACAUUCAACAUUGACAGCGAAUUAAGAAGCCAUCUGAAGACCCAUGCAGAGUUCAGGCCGUAUAUAUGCGACCAGUGUGGGAAGUGCUUUUCGGCGAACAGCAGCCUGCUUGCCCAUCUCUCAAACCACACGGGUGAGAAACCUCUCCUUUGUUCGCAAUGUGGAAAGCGAUUUUACAGCAAAAUCCAAUUAAAAUCUCACAUGAGAUGUCAUUCUGGUGAGCGGCCGCACGUCUGUCCUUACUGCGAGAAGCAGUUUUCACUGUCUGGGAAUUUGAAGAUCCACAUCAGAAUUCACACCGGGGAGAAGCCGUACGUUUGCCAUCAGUGCGGAAAGGGUUUUGUCUCUGCCGGAUGCCUGCAGGUGCAUCUGCGCUCUCACACAGGAGAGAAGCCGUAUCAAUGUAAAAUCUGUGGCAAGAAAUUUGUUGUUUCGAGUCACCUGACGGCGCACAUGUGCUUUCACACCGGAGAGCGUCCACACUGCUGCUUGCAGUGUGGGAAACGAUUCAUCCGACGUUAUGACUUGAGCAAGCACAUGUACACUCAUAUUGGGAAGAGGCCGUUCCCAUGUCCUCUGUGCCCAAAGGCUUACACGUGUCGUACACACCUAAACAGGCACAUGAAGAGCCACAGUGUUUGACUUGAAUCAUUUUGUCAUCCUGAGUGCCUUGUGUGGAGUGAAAUCAACCAUGAUCUUUAAAGCAAUAGUUCCCCCAAAAAACUUUUUUUUUUAAAGAAUUCUCUAAAAAUUACAUUAUUUACUCACCCUCAUGACCUGAGUCCAUGUCUACACCCAUAUUCUGUUUUUUUUCCCUGUGGAACAGAAUGACUUUUUAGAAGAAUCUUUACGCAAGUGUUUUCCAAUUGACAGUUCAUUUUAAGCUCUAAAAAUUACAAAAACUAAAAAAGACAGGAUUGUAUUAAUAAAAUAGUCCUUACAGCUUAUGCACUAAAUUCCAAGUCUUGUGAAGUCAUUUUACUCAUUUGUGCGAGUAACAAAUUGAAAUUAUUGUUUUCAUGCCCUUCUACUGAGCUAUUAACUGUGACCGUAUUGAGUCGGUUAGAAAGAAGGGGAGAAUUACAACUGAAUAACAACUUAAGUUUGCUCUGUUUCCCACACAAAGCUGUUAUACAACUACAGAAUACUUGCAGACAUAGAGUAAAUAACUACAUCAUUUUUGAUUUGGGGUGAACUAUCUCUUUUAAUUAAAACAUGUUUCAACUUUGUGUCCUGCCAAGCUGAUGUCCUUGAACUUGUGAGAGCUGCAGUUGUUUCAUUACAACAGUCAUUUGAAGAACAGCUGCAACAUUUUCUUGCAUUACUGAUGUGUAAAACAGUUUCGUGUUGUGGAUAUUUUCUCUAGAAUAUAGAUUUGGAGCCCACUUUUUUUCUUUUAGAUUUAGGUUUUUCUAAGAUAAUUUAAAGCUAGAAUUAUCCUCAGUUAGCAACUAUUAAUGAAAUAUGCUGAAUAUUAAUAUGAAUAUACUAAACAGAAACAAUGUGUUGACAUGACUUAAA